AUGCGGCGCCAUGGUGUUCGACGACCAGCGGCUUCCGAGUCGGCUGUUCGACGACCAGCGGCUUCCGGGUCGGCCGAGUCUGGGGCAGGUGAUCCCAUCGAAGACUCUUCACCAAGGAAUCCUCAAGAGACCCAAGAUGCUGUGGCUGAUCGUGAUGCUGAUGCCAAUGCUGCGGCUGUGGCGCCUGUCAGAAUGCGUGGCAAGCAGGGGUUCUCUAGCCAAGCCCUUGAUGACGUCUCUGAUGGAAUCGAGAGCGGCUCCAGCACCAGCGAGAGCGACACUUCUCGCAACACAUCUGUCUCCACUGAACUGCCCAGCAUCGUCUCCUUGGAGCUGGUCGGGCCCCCUCUGGACAGAGCCAAAUCAUACGUGCUGGACCUUUACCGCCGAGAACUGCAUGCCACCAGGCCUACUGACAGUGCUCGCUCCCAUGGAGCACGACUGGGAUGGGCCAAGCGUGAUCUUGCAAAGCGUGACUGGAACUCCACCAAGUGGGUGGCCGGCCGCCUGCUGUCCAACUCGAGACUGCACGACUGGCUGGGUUUUGUGCAGGAAGAAGGGCAUGCACCCAGAGACGAGCGUGUGUUGGCCGGGCUGGCCAUGAUGCCAGCUGCUGGCGGUUGGAGACAGGGUGCUCCCAAGGGCCGCGGCGGUCCCAAUUCCGUCGGAGGUGGCAGAGCAAGGCUGCGUGCACAACAGUCGCUGUCUGGUGGCACCUUCUAUCGAGGACGCUUCAGCAUUCCCGACAGCCGUAUGUUCGUUGCUUCAGUUGGCUUUGGCACAGAGGUGUCCUACGACAAACACGGAGGCAUCCUUGUAUUGGCACGGACGGAGGUAUUCACAAACAUGGCAUUUCAAGAGGUUUACCCGGGUCGGCUGGUGCACUUUCGCGCCACACACAUCCGGACUCACAUGACUGUUGAUGUCAUCGGCCUUUAUCAGCAUGUUUGGCGAUCGAAGCUUCCUGCUGAACAGAACCAUAUCUAUAGGAAUGAUAUUUGGGACAAGCUUAGCUCCCUCCUCCUCAGCAUCCCCACACGACAUGUUGUCAUGGUGGCAGGAGACUACAACUCUGUGCUUCAGCCGCUGCCGCCCCACGUUGGGCCGGCUGCAACAGCCAAAGCAGGUGCGUGGCGCAAGGACGGACACUGGCCCGUGGAGGCCUGUCUACCAGUGACACCUUUUCACCGUAGACCCCAGGCAUCCCGCCCUGUAGCUGCAGCUUACGACACCAAAGCACUACAGCUUGCCGUCAUAACACAAAGUCCGGAGGCCGAAGCCCUCCGCCUUGAUGUGGAAGGCCGACUGCCUGGCCUGCAGGCCACCUCUUUGCUGGGUGUCCGAAACGGUGCAAAUCAGGUUAUGUUAGAUGCCCUCAGUAGGCACUUUCCCCUCCGACCCCGACCUGACACACGCAUCAGUGCGCAAGGGCCCUAUCGAGCCUCUGCUCGAGAGACUUGGCGCCUUUAUCGGGUCUACAAGGCCCCUCGAAUAGCCUAUGGAUUAAGAGUUUGGAGAAAAUGGUUUGACUAUGCCAGGUUCCGUAGAGCGUCUGCGGCCUUGCGGGCCCAAAGUCAGCAACUCAAACGAUCUGCUCUGCUUAGCAAACUGGAAGAAGCCGAACAAGCCGCUGUGGCAGGCAACCAGCGCGUCUUGCAUCAGAUCGUCAGGAGCCUGGCUCCUUCGUCUUUUCAGAUUGUAUCCCGCCUUCGCAGCCCUUCGGGUGCUCUGCAGAGCAAGGCCGAUGAGCUUCAACAAAUCUUGCAACACGCCAAGGCUGUUUUUGCCAAGCAUUCAGAUCACUCUGAAAUCAGCUGCUUGCAUCAAGACUUUCACAUCACAGAUGCAGAGGUACAGGCUGAGCUUCGCAAACUGGGGGUGGCCAAGGCAGUCCCCAAAACUGUAAGCCCCGGCGGCAUGUUGGUAGCCAACCUCCGACCCAUAGGCUUGCAGUGUCCAUCAGCUAAAGUAGUGGCUGGGCUAGUUCGCCAGAAACUGCUGGAUGUCCUGACACCUCUCCUGCAGUUCCAGCCCCAAUGUGCUUACACGAAGUGCAGAGGAACUUUCAAUGCCAUCCUCCGCGUGCAUGGACACUUCGAGCAAGUGGGUCAGCUCCUGAGAGCCAAUAGACUCGACCGCUUCCAGCAGCACCAGGGGAGCCAGAGACUCCCCUUCUUCGGUGGCUUAAGCUUAUCUUUGGAUUUGACUAAAGCUUUCGAUCUGACUGAUCGGCCUAGACUGUAUGGUACGUUGUCCGAAUUUGGGGUCUCACAGGAUGUAAUCUCUAUAGUGCAGCAACUCUACAAGGAUGCCCGUUAUAUCUUCCGAGCCGGCUCCUUGGAGCAUGCCCUUGUCACAACCAACGGGCUUAAACAAGGAUGUCUCAUUGCACCUUUUCUUUGGUGCUACUACACCUUGGCCCUUCUCCAUACCCUACAGGCCAAACGCGAUGGCGAUUGGGCAAGGCGGGUCAUUACGCUUUUUGCUGAUGACACGUGGGGGAGUUGGGUCUUGAAGUGUAAAGAAGAUUUCUACAGGGCCUUGGAUGACUUAACAAUCAUACUUGAAACCUUAGUGGAGUACAAAAUGGAGAUCAAUUAUAAAAAGACUGCCAUCCUGUUGAGAAUUGAGGGCAAACAAGCCAAAGCCAUUCUUCAUGAGCAUUGCUGUCUAAAAAAUGGGCAACGUUUCUUGAAAGUGGUUGUACAUGGCCAAAUUGAGCUCAUUCCCAUUAAGGACUCACACGAAUAUCUGGGCACACAGGUUUCAUAUCGACAUCGUCUUGACAAAAAUCUCAAUUCCCGUGUGCAGGCCGGACAGGCCAAACAUCAGCAACUCAAAAAGGUCUUGAACGGCACCCAUGUUCUCUCGAGCCAUCAUAGAGUUCGUCUCUGGGCUGCUUGUGUUCAGACCAGUCUCGUCUAUUCCUUGCCGGCGGUUGGGGUAACCAAGAUAGGUCUUCAGAAACUUGAAAAGGUCAUGGUGAGGCACCUGCGCGCCAUUUUCCGACAGCCUGCACACCUCACCCACAGCACCAAUGCCUCCAUUUGGGAGCGGGCUCGCCAGGUACCUGCAGGACGCCUCCUGCUUGGGGCCGUCGAAAAUUUCACUGCCAAGCUGCAAGCCAAGCGGCUUGAGGCACCGGAUAUCACCACGGAACAGGCAGUGUUUGAUCAACUCGACUCUCUCAUAGCCUCCCUGCGGCGUUUGGUGGAUGAGUGUAGCCAAACCACCCAACAGUCCACUGAGGACGCUACUCUUGAUCACCUGUGUCCGGAGUGUGCCAUGCCAUUCUCCAGUGAUAAUGCACGGCGUAUACACUGCAAGCUGAAGCAUGGCUACUUGCCGGAACAUGCCACGAGCAAACCGGUGAAAUUUCAAGCCCAUUUGCAUGCUUGUGGGGGCCUCCCCCAAUGUCAGCUUUGCAAUCGUCGCUUCGGCAGGUGGCAGCAGCUUCGCCGGCACAUAGAAGAUGGCUCCUGCCAUGUCCUCGGAGGAGAAAGCCUCACCAAACACCCUAUCAAUACGCAAGACGCUCAGGUGGCGUCGACUGAUGACACAGCAGCGAUUGACCCGGCGACCGCCACGGGUGUUCAUCAAAACAUGCCGUUAGUUCGCAGACACGAUUUCUUAAGUCGAUUGCAUGACUGGGAAGCACUGCUCCGUGAUCAUCGGUCAGUGAACGAUCUGGCGGAACUCAAUCCGGAAGCCGAGAUCUUUGCACACUGCCAUCCGAGCUUACUGUCGUUCCAUUCGCAGGCCGAGACGCCAACCAAGGAUCAACCGAGCAAGCGACCGCGACAGGAAGAUUCCACACAGAAGCCGGGGAAUCAGGUGUUGCAAAAACAGCAAGGCAAUCGGCCCACAGGAAAUCUGAUGGAAAGCUUGAAGCUACUAGCAAGGCUGCUAGUGCAACACGAAGAUCAGUUGGCGGCAUUGCGCAUGGACAAGGGCUUCGUGCUUUUUGCACGCCAAGAUCAGUUCUCGCUCAUUCCGGCGAUGUACGCCAUCUCGAAAGAGUGGAACCACACUCGCGAGACCGAACCCGAGAAGCUUCAGUCCCCAUUGAGAACUCUCCUCUUAGCUUGUCUCAUUCGGGAACUGAUGCAAAGAAUCCAGAAGAUGGUGGCAACCACCGAGGGGAUGGACAAACUCAAGGCCGCCAGUUGGAUGACAGCUGGAGGCGAGUGGUGCUUCAUGAAGUUCUGUCAUCGAACCAAGAAGCUCAUCCCCAACCCGGCCCAGUCUGCCAUGGCACACGACGAGGUCAUCCGUCUUCUGACAUUCUUGUUGACAGCGAUGCAGGGGGAGAUAAUACACAAGUUCUGCAGCACUCGACCACUCAAGCAAUUGGAGGGCUCGGCAGACCAGAAACCCCAAGCUGUGUUUCUGCUGGAGAUCUCCCUACGGGGGGAGAAAGCGGGGGAAGUUCACGAGGCCUUCUCCAGGUUGGCCAAUCUUUCGGUGUGGCAAUUGAUCGGGGUCUCGAUGAAGCGAGAGUCGCUGCAGCGAUCCAAUGCGGCGAAGAAAGUUGCACAGCUGCUCGGACAGCGGUGA
Symbiodinium sp. CCMP2592 is the source of this 4557-nucleotide messenger RNA. The record is from the annotation of a GenBank genome assembly. NCBI's taxonomy places the organism in Eukaryota, Dinophyceae, Suessiales, Symbiodiniaceae.